CCGCCACACGAUUGGUGGAUGAGUGCUCCCGGUGUGGCCCCGUGCCAGGCCCUCGUGUCUUUAUAUACUGUACACGGAUGACCGGACAGUCCUGAGUGCGCAUCGCAUCCACUCUGCCUCCUCCUCAGGGCCUCCGUCCGUCUGCUGCCGCAUCCGCCGGGGCUUCUCCUCUCCUCCGCUCGCCCUCGUGAAAAACCAUGGCCGCGCCGAGCCUGCUCCUCGCUCUGUCCGUGUGGCUUGUGGCAGGAAGCCUCACGGCGGAGGCGACCUACUACCGGCACCACCGCUACGUCCCCCACUUCUACCGCUACCGGGAGCACGCCGCCAACGCGGAAAACCAGCUGCCCGAGGUCAGCAACCCGGUGGCAGCGGCGCCCCAGCACGUGCCCGAGGUGUUCCACCCGGCCCCCGAAGUCAUCCCCCCGAUACCCGAGGCUUUCCACCCGGUGCCCGAGGUCGUGCACCCUGCGCCCGAGCCCUACCGGCCGCCGACGGUCCGCCGCCGGGCGCCCGACGGCUUCUCCCCCGUGGGCACCGUCCGGGUCUUCUAUGGGGUCAUGUUCGACGCUGGGAGCACUGGUACCAGGAUCCACAUCUAUAGGUUCGUCCAGAAGGACCCAAUUGAGCUCCCCGUCCUGGACAACGAGCUGUACCACGCGGUGAAGCCCGGGCUGUCGGCCUAUAAAGACAACCCUGAAGAGGGGGGCAACAGCGUCCGGCAGCUGUUGAAGAUUGCCAAGAAAACGGUGCCGGAGGAGGAGUGGAGGCGGACGCCCGUGAUCCUGAAGGCCACCGCGGGUCUGCGCCUGCUGCCCGAGGACAAGGCCGACACUCUCCUGAAGGAGGUGCGAGGCGUGUUCGACGAGUCCCCGUUCUUUGUGCCCAACAACAGCGUGACCAUCAUGAACGGGAAGAAUGAAGGGGUCCUCGCCUGGGUCACGGUGAACUUCCUCACAGGUCACCUCUAUUCCAACACAAGGAGGACAGUGGGGAUCUUGGAUUUGGGAGGAGGAUCCACACAGAUCACAUUCCUCCCCAAGUCAAGGAAAACGAUCCAGGCCGCUCCGUCCACUUACAUCGCUAGGAUGAACCUGUUUAACCACACGUAUCAACUGUACACACACAGUUAUCUUGGAAAUGGACUGUACGCAGCGCGCCUGGCGACUCUCGGAGCACUGGGAGCUGAUGGCCUGGAUUGGAAGAUCUUCACGAGCUCCUGCCUCCCGAAAAAGUUCCGAGAAGAUGUGACAUUUGGAGGAACCACCUACAAAGUUAGCGGGAUUCCAGACGGCUACGCCGGCUACAAGCUGUGCUACUACGAGGUGAUGAAGGUGGUCAAGGGCAUCGUGCACCAGCCGCUGGAGGUGAAGGGCAGCAGCGUCUUCUACGCCUUCUCCUACUACUACGACCGCGCCGUGGAGUCCGGCCUCAUCGAUCGCAGUCGAGGUGGUACGGUCGAGGUCCGGGACAUCAAGAAGAAAGCCAAGGAAGUGUGCAACAAAAUGACCAAGUACCGCGCCAUCAGCCCCUUCCUCUGCAUGGACAUGACGUAUAUCACCUGUCUGCUGAAGGAGGGCUUCGGCUUCAAGGACAGCACGGUGCUGCAGCUGGCCAAGAAGGUGAACAACGUGGAGACGAGCUGGGCCCUCGGGGCGACGUUCGACUACUUCAGAAACCUGGCGAUCGAGUAGGGACGGCUCCUCGUUGCUGCAGCACUGAGAGGGACAGCUUGUCCCUGCGGGUCCUGUGACCUUUCCAAGGUCACCUUCGAUCGCCCGUUCCCUCACAGACCACACCCGCCCACUCCUCCUCCACCUCAGCACCCCGCAAACACUAAUGAAAAUCAAAUCACUAUAUUUUUAUAAGGCCUGCUAUUUCUACUGUAUGUUGAGCUCAUAACUGGUGCGAUGACUUUAUUUUUGUAAAAAGUUUACGUUUUUGGUUGAUGGGUGGCUGAAAUGUCACUUACAUGGACAGUGUGUACAGGGUAGUUAUGGUAUUUUGGUGCUUACUGUGGUCCUGUGUGCACUAUACAGAACGGUGGAAGAGACUAGUUGUUGGACGUUCCAUGGUUUACUCUCUAAAUUCUUGUAAAUGAGUUUUUUUCUAGCAUUAAAUGUUCGUACAGGUCCCCAAUUCAAUUUACCCUGACCUUUGACAACUAUCACCGAGAGUAGAGCAGCUGAAAAUCAUAGUUUUUCUUCAACUAUGCACAAAACACUUUAAUUGCAGGUAUUGUAGCGCAAACAAGACGGGUUGCUCUGAUGUUGUGAAGAAAACUAAAUAUAUAUUCCUCCAUGACUCAGGGGGGCAGAGAGGAUGCUGUGUGGAGAUGCCUGUUACAUGCAUGAGGCCAAUGCCUAUACUUUUGAAGUUCAGCCAUUAUUGCUUAUUUUGUCUGGAGGGUAAGACACCUUACCGGGCACGGCUAAAUUGCAGGGGCCCUAAACUGCCAGUCUAAACUGUACUUUGGAGUAAAGCUCUCAUGAAGGGAGGACAGUGUAUCCAACCUCAUUUACAGCCAUUAAAAACAGCAAAACUUUAAACAGAACUUAUGUGAAAUAGAAAACAAACCCGGUUUCUUUCCUCAGUUUCACUUUUUGCUUAUGCUCAAAAACAUUAAUGUUAAAUCCUAUUUUUCAUUGAACUGUAUAAAUAUUUAAAUAACAAAGUUUACCUAGAGUAUUUUAGUCCUAUAUAACUCUUUAUGUGCACUUGCUUCCUACGUUGUGCCUUUGCUGUUUUUUCGGUAUUCAUCGUGUUCAGUAACUACUGCUGUAUAUACAUAAUGUAAACUUGUAUUACUAGUGAAAUUAUUUGACAGGAACUGCUUUUACAAGCUUUAUGCUGCACAGUUGCUCAGAAAUGCCUCUCUGUUCAUUAGUCUGAAUAACCUGAUGAUCGACAUGUGUAAAUUCAGUGAAACAAAUGUGUGUAUGUUUUAAUAAAAGACAUAAAAUGUG
Betta splendens (Siamese fighting fish) is the source of this 2963-nucleotide messenger RNA. RefSeq names its product ectonucleoside triphosphate diphosphohydrolase 5a (gene entpd5a). The transcript has 13 exons. Gene Ontology annotation, biological process: nucleoside diphosphate catabolic process. Gene Ontology annotation, molecular function: UDP phosphatase activity; GDP phosphatase activity. Gene Ontology annotation, cellular component: membrane. NCBI's taxonomy places the organism in Eukaryota, Metazoa, Chordata, Actinopteri, Anabantiformes, Osphronemidae. Bases 198 to 1691 code for a protein of 497 amino acids. The record is from RefSeq and is a predicted model, not a curated record.